Molecule: messenger RNA, 447 nt
Organism: Iphiclides podalirius (scarce swallowtail)
Lineage: Eukaryota; Metazoa; Arthropoda; Insecta; Lepidoptera; Papilionidae
Source: the annotation of a GenBank genome assembly
AUGUACCAGGACGUGGAGAAACGUGACCCGCACUUGAAUGACUGCGAAUCGAGUUGCCAACCGCGAAAUUCCCGCUCGGGAAGCGGUGGUUGUUCUCGUCAACUUCUCGAAGCGGUCGACAUGGUUUCUUUCGUCACGUGUUUCGUGUGGAUUCUUACAUUGACAUCGGUCGCGGGCAAACCCGUGGAGUACCAGUCGGCUUCGCUGCAGGCCAUGCCGCCCGGGAUUUUCCUGAUUCCGAUCUUCGAAAAGCCAUCGCAAGAUCCCGGAACGGUUUUCAAUUUGAGUAAUUUGAGUCCUCGGAUCGACUCUUCACCGGCACAAGUCUUCGUCGGCGAUGCGAGGAUCAAAACGGGAAAUGAACGGAUCAUCCGCUCCGGUGACGUCGGCUAUCGAUGUGUCGACUUAGGUGAUCGUGCUUUUCUCGUCCAAGGCUUCGACGCCGCU